Molecule: messenger RNA, 1269 nt
Organism: Brienomyrus brachyistius
Lineage: Eukaryota; Metazoa; Chordata; Actinopteri; Osteoglossiformes; Mormyridae
Product: splicing factor U2AF 65 kDa subunit-like
Exons: 8
Coding region: 83-1207 (374 amino acids)
Biological process (GO): mRNA processing
Cellular component (GO): U2AF complex; nucleus; nuclear speck
Molecular function (GO): pre-mRNA 3'-splice site binding; poly-pyrimidine tract binding
Source: RefSeq, a predicted model, not a curated record
CCAAUGCAGCCUGUAGCCCAUUCAAAGGCCUACUGUUGGACCUCUGCUUAUUUUGCAAUACGUCUUUAGUACGGACUGAAAAAUGUCCGAUUUCGAUGAGUUUGAGAAGCAGUUAAGCGAAAAUCGGCAAGCUGCAGGGCAGAUCCCCACGAUAGCUUUACUGGCAACAUCCACCACCAGCGGCGUGGCAGUGACGCCCACCCAGGUGCCGAUGGUCGGCAGCCAGAUGACCCGGCAGGCCAGGCGGCUUUAUGUCGGCAACAUCCCCUUCGGCCUGACGGAGGAGGCCAUGGCGGAUUUCUUCAAUACCCAGAUGCGAUUGGCUGGCUUAUGUCAAGGUCCCACCAAUCCCGUCCUCGCUGUUCAGAUAAACCAGGACAAGAACUUUGCCUUCCUUGAAUUUCGGUCCGUGGAUGAGACCACGCAGGCAAUGGCCUUCGACGGCAUCAUUUUCCAGGGUCAGUCGUUAAAAAUCAGGCGGCCCCACGACUAUCGCCCCCUGCCUGGCAUCUCAGAGCAGCCCGCCUUCCACGUACCAGGGGUCGUCUCCACCGUGGUUCCAGACUCGCCACACAAGCUCUUUGUCGGAGGCCUGCCCAACUAUCUCAGUGACGAUCAGGUGAAGGAACUCUUGACGUCGUUCGGACCUCUUAAGGCCUUCAACCUUGUGAAGGACAGUGCCACGUCACUGUCUAAGGGUUACGCUUUCUGUGAAUACGUGGACAUCAGUGCCACUGACCAGGCCAUGGCUGGACUCAAUGGCAUGCAGCUCGGAGACAAGAAGCUCAUCGUCCAGCGGGCAAGCGUGGGGGCUAAGAAUGCCAACGCUACGGCCAUCAUCGAGACGCCGGUGACGCUGCAGGUUCCAGGGCUGCAGCGGCUGCAGAGCUCCGGCAUGCCCACGGAGGUGCUGUGCCUCCUCAACAUGGUCAUGCCCGAGGAGCUGGUGGACGACGAGGACUACGAGGAGAUCCUGGAGGACAUCCGGGAGGAGUGUUGCAAGUACGGCAACGUGCGCUCCAUCGAGAUUCCGCGGCCCGUCGAUGGCGUGGAGGUGCCUGGCUGUGGCAAGGUGGGACCCGUACUCUCCUGUACCAGUGGCAAAAAGAAGACCUCUGUAGGCACUAAACACAGGCUCAUGGGAGCAUUUCUUGCACAAAAGUGUUUUGAAAACGGAAUAAUUUUUUGUGUAAGAAAAACAAUCUGAUUGGUUCAGAUAGACAGACAAUCUGAUUGGUUCAGAUAGACAGACAAUCUGAUUGGUUCAGA